Molecule: messenger RNA, 1025 nt
Organism: Salvia hispanica
Lineage: Eukaryota; Viridiplantae; Streptophyta; Magnoliopsida; Lamiales; Lamiaceae
Product: bidirectional sugar transporter SWEET14-like
Biological process (GO): carbohydrate transport
Cellular component (GO): membrane
Molecular function (GO): sugar transmembrane transporter activity
Source: RefSeq, a predicted model, not a curated record
UAGAGUAUUAUUUCAAUCUCUAAAUUUGCUAGAGCGAUAUGGCUGGUUUCUCUGAACAUUGGGCUCUUGCAUUUGGACUACUUGGGAACAUCAUCUCGUUCUGUGUAUUUCUCGCUCCUUUACCAACUUUUUACCAAAUCUACAAGAAAAAAUCAAGCGAAGGAUUUCAAUCGAUUCCAUACGUGGUUGCUUUGUUCAGUGCAGUACUAUGGAUUUACUAUGCACUUCUCAAAGGAAACGCUACUUUCAUAAUCACCAUUAACUCAGUUGGCUGUUUCAUCGAGACUUUUUACAUUGUCUUUUAUUUCUAUUACGCCUCAAAGAAGUCCAAGGUAACAACGAUGAAGUUCCUAGGUUUGGUUGUUGUAAGUGGAAUGGGAAUAUUUUGUGUUACUCACUUCCUAAUGAGACCUUCUCAACGUCCCAUCGUAGUCGGGUGGAUUUGUCUCGUGUUUUCUUUGUGCGUCUUCAUCGCCCCUCUAUGCAUCUUGAGACAAGUCGUGAGAACCAAGAACGUGGAGCAUAUGCCGUUUCUUCUCUCAUUUUUCCUUACAAUUAGCGCAGUCAUGUGGUUUUUCUAUGGGCUUUUGCUAAAAGAUUAUAACAUUGCGAUUCCAAACGUGCUAGGCUUCAUCUUCGGCUUGCUUCAAAUGGCGCUCUACGCGAGGUACAGAAACGUAGACAAAAUCAUGGAUCAUAAGCUCCCAGAAGUUCAAAAGCCAAUAAGUGUUACGGAGGAAGAGAAGAACAAUAUUCACAAAAUCGUUGAAGUUUACAAAUUGAGUUCACUUCUGAAUUCAGACAAGAAUGGGGUGGAAGCAACGCCGCAAACUCAAGCUUGAUUUGAAUUUGUCCAAAUUUGCAUGGCAUCCAGCUGCAUGUGAUCAUCUAAUUUAAUUACUAUGCUUUUUAAAUUAACUUUUGCAAUUUAUGUGUAUUAAUUAGUAGUAUAUUUGUUGAUGGAACAUGAUGUACAUCGACUUGUUCUCAAUAUGCUGGAAUGAAAAAUGGAUGCCUUUAUUUUA